Messenger RNA from Ostertagia ostertagi, 840 nucleotides. NCBI's taxonomy places the organism in Eukaryota, Metazoa, Nematoda, Chromadorea, Rhabditida, Trichostrongylidae. The record is from the annotation of a GenBank genome assembly.
AUGAAUGAAUCUAAAGUGACAAAUGUUGAUUUUGCUCAGGCGCCAUAUUUCGAUUACUCGCUUUACGAAAACUUCUCGGUAGUGUACGCAUUACCAUUGUCGAAUCACGACAACGGUUCGCUUAUGGCUAUCGCAUCAUUCUAUGCCUUGCUAUUCAUGCUGGGCACAUGCGGCAAUGCCGCUAUCUUGGCCGUUGUGCAUCAUGUGAAGGCGUCGGAUUCCGAGAUCAAGGCACAACACAACCUUAACCUACAUAUGCAUACUAUCAUGCUGCCUCUUCCAAUGACAAUCAUCGAUCAGAUUCUCGGUUUUUGGAUGUUUGGAACAUUUGCGUGCAAGCUUUUUCGAUUGUUGGAACAUAUUGGAAAAAUCUUCAGCACUUUCAUACUAGUGGCAUUCAGUAUUGAUCGAUACUGUGCUGUUUGUCAUCCAUUACAAAUUCGUGUUCGUAAUCAUCAAACAGUUUAUAUACUACUCAGUACUAUGUUUCUGUUCACAUGUAUUUUGUUAUUUCCAAUAUUGCUAUACGCACACUCAAAAGAACUAAUAAUACAUGAGAAAUUCGACUUACCGCAAAAAACUAUUACAAGGAUGCAUUUAUACAAAUGUGUGGACGACCUUGGUGAUACGCUGUUCAUCGUCUUUACCCUUUACUGCUUUUUACUGGCGUAUCUCAUGCCCUUGCUUUUCAUGAUUUAUUUUUACUAUGGAAUGUUAAUAAGACUUUUCAAACAAGCACGAGCUGUUCGACAGACGAUGAUCGGUCGACGGAAAGGAGUCGAUGAAAAGGUACAGCACUUAUGCAACUUACUUUUGUAUCUGCGAUUUAGUAAUAGUUAA